Messenger RNA from Arachis stenosperma, 1962 nucleotides. RefSeq names its product pectinesterase 3-like. Gene Ontology annotation, molecular function: pectinesterase activity; pectinesterase inhibitor activity. The transcript is spliced from 2 exons. Lineage: Eukaryota; Viridiplantae; Streptophyta; Magnoliopsida; Fabales; Fabaceae. The record is from RefSeq and is a predicted model, not a curated record. The coding region runs from base 58 to 1824 and encodes 588 amino acids. Gene Ontology annotation, biological process: cell wall modification.
CUCACACAGUCGCAACUCACACACACUUCUAAAAUAUAGAAAGCACACGGAAAAACAAUGGACACAAUCAAGUCCUUCAAGGGCUACGGCAAAGUCGAUGAGGCCGAGCAACAAGCCUAUCAGAAGAAGACACGUAAGCGAAUCAUAAUCCUAAUCGUCUCAUCACUAAUCCUCUCAGCGGCGAUUAUUGCCGCAGUGGCAGGAAUCGUCAUACACAACCGCAACACCAAAUCAUCAUCAUCAUCUUCUAACUCGGUCCCAACACCCGAGUUAACUCCGGCCGCGUCACUCAAAGCGGUUUGCGAUGUCACUCAGUACCCUAACUCGUGCUUCUCCGCCAUUUCCGCCGUCGCAAACACCAACACUACUGAUCCCAAGCUCCUCUUCCGCCUCUCCCUCCGCGUCGCCAUUGACGAGCUCUCCAAGCUCGCGAAGCAGCUUCCCUCCAAGCUUCGCGAAUCUACGAAGAACGAUUCACGACUCCAAAAGGCGAUCGAUGUGUGCGAAACCGUGCUCGACGACGCUCUAGAUCGCCUGAACGAGUCGAUCGGAGUCGCCGACGAAGGACGGAAGGUGCUGGCGGCGGGGAAGAUAACCGAUCUGGAAACAUGGCUGAGCGCGGCGAUAACGAACCAGGAAACGUGCAUUGACGCGAUCUCCGAUGUGGAUUCCACCGCUGAGCACGGCGUUGUCGGAGAAGUUCAAACGGCGAUGAAGAACUCUACAGAGUACGCGAGCAACAGCUUGGCGAUUGUGACGAGGAUCUUAGGGCUGAUUUCGAAGUUCGAUUCGCCGGUGCACCGGCGGCGGUUACUCGGGUUUCCGGAGUGGGUGACGGCGGCGGAUAGGAGGCUGCUGGCGGGGAAUGUGAACGAAACGGAGACUCAUGUGGUGGUGGCGCAGGACGGAAGCGGUGACUACACCACCAUCACGGCGGCGGUGAAUGCCGUGAAGAAGAAGAGCUUGAAGAGGCACGUGAUUUACGUGAAGACAGGAAUUUACAGAGAGAACAUCGAUUUGGAUAAGAACACUUGGAAUGUGAUGAUCUACGGUGAUGGUAAGACGAAAACCAUCGUCACAGGUAACCGGAACUUCAUCGACGGCGUUCCUACAUUUGAGACUGCCACUUUCGCCGUUAAAGGAAAGGGAUUCAUAGCUAGAGACAUAGGUUUCAUAAACACCGCAGGCGCAUCGAAGCAUCAAGCCGUGGCGCUCCGGUCCGGCUCAGACCGCUCUGUGUUCUACCGGUGCUCAUUCAUUGGCUACCAAGACACCCUAUAUGCCCACUCCAACCGCCAAUUCUACCGUGAAUGUGACAUCACAGGCACCAUAGACUUCAUAUUUGGCAAUGCAGCAGUUGUAUUCCAAAGCUGCAAGAUCAUGCCAAGGCAGCCACUUCCAAACCAGUUCAAUACCAUUACAGCCCAAGGAAAGAAGGACCCUAACCAGAACACUGGCAUUGUGAUCCAGAAAUCCACAAUCACUACCCUUGAUAACGACAAUCUCACUCUCACUGCCCCAACAUACCUUGGUAGGCCAUGGAAAGAUUACUCCACCACUGUGAUCAUGCAAUCUGAGAUUGGCUCAUUCUUGAAGCCAAUUGGGUGGAUAAGUUGGAUACCCAAUGUAGAACCUCCUAAUACCAUUUUCUAUGCUGAGUACCAGAACAGUGGGCCUGGGUCAGAUGUGGCCCAGAGGGUUAAAUGGGCUGGGUACAAGCCCACUCUCACUGAUCUUGAUGCAGGAAAGUACACGGUCCAAUCAUUCAUUCAAGGCCAAGAGUGGCUCAAAGAUGCUUCUGUUCAGUUUGAGUCUACUUUAUGAUUCUAAUACUGUAUCAUACAACAUUAUAGAGAGCAUAGCAUCAACUACUAAUCUUAUUUUUCUCAUCCCUUUUUCUUUCACACAAUUGUGAUGUAUAAUAACUUUUAUUGUAGUCCCAAGAAAGAAUGUGACUUGUCU